Messenger RNA from Morchella importuna, 885 nucleotides. RefSeq lists its product as uncharacterized. Gene Ontology annotation, biological process: mitochondrial citrate transmembrane transport. The record is from RefSeq and is a predicted model, not a curated record. NCBI's taxonomy places the organism in Eukaryota, Fungi, Ascomycota, Pezizomycetes, Pezizales, Morchellaceae. Bases 1 to 885 code for a protein of 294 amino acids. The transcript is spliced from 11 exons.
AUGUCGGUUAACAGGAAGAAGGAUAAGCCCAGCGUCGCUCGUUCCCUGAUCGCAGGAGGCUUCGCCGGCGCGACAGAAAUCGCGAUCACCUAUCCUGCCGAAUUCGCAAAGACCCGCUCGCAGCUCAACCGCCGUCUUGCGGAUGGCAAGAAACUACCAUGGCCGAAAUUCGGGCCCGAAUGGUAUGCAGGCUGCACAACAGCAAUCAUAGGAAACUCAGUCAAGGCAGGAGUCCGAUUCUGGUCAUUCGAUGCAUUCAAGCACGCACUUCAGGAUGAGGACGGGAAGAUAAGUGGGCCCAAAACCGUCCUCGCCGGUCUAGGAGCUGGUGCUACGGAGUCUCUUAUCGCGGUGACGCCCUUCGAGAGCAUCAAGACGCAAUUAAUCGAUGACCGUAAAUCUGGUAAACCAAGAAUGCGCGGAUUCCUUCAUGGAUCAGCAAUGAUUUUCCGCGAGAAGGGUUACCGCGGCUUCUUCCAGGGUCUUGUUCCAACGACUGCACGCCAGGCCGCGAACUCAGCGACGAGAUUCGGAUCCUAUACGACAUUGAAGCAGAUCGCGCAGGGUUAUGUUGCGCCGGGAGAGAAGCUGGGCCCAUUGUCAACUUUCGGGAUUGGGGCUACGGCUGGGUUGAUUACUGUUUACUGCACGCAACCUCUGGAUGUGGUCAAGACUAGAAUGCAAUCCAUAGAGGCACGUGCAGAGUACAGGAACAGUUUCCACUGUGCGUACCGGAUAUUUACUGAAGAAGGAAUCCGCGCCUUCUGGGCUGGGGCCUUACCCCGAUUAUCUAGACUUAUGAUAAGUGGUGGGUUGGUAUUUACGAUGUACGAGAAGACCAUGGAGUUAUUUGAUGUGGUAGACCCAAAGAGGAUCUAUAUUUAG